Staurois parvus is the source of this 315-nucleotide messenger RNA. The record is from the annotation of a GenBank genome assembly. NCBI's taxonomy places the organism in Eukaryota, Metazoa, Chordata, Amphibia, Anura, Ranidae.
UUAUUAGCUGAGGGCAGGAUAGGCUUCCCUGAAGAGAUAGGUUUUCAGAGAUCUCCUAAAAGUGAGCAGAGCAGGCGAUAGUCUGAUAAAUUGGGGUAGAGAGUUCCAGAGGAUGGGGGAAGCUCUGGAGAAGUCCUGGAGAUGUUCUUUGGAGGAGUCAAGGGAGCUAGAGAGCAGGAGGUCGUGCAAGGAACGGAGAGUACGCACUUGGGCACUGCCCAAGGGCCUGGGGUCAGUAGGGGGCCCCAUGAAAUGCCCCUGGUACCUUUUUAUAGGCUUUGUUUGAGUGUUGGCAAGGACACAGGGGCCCCAUGA